CCUAAAACAUUUUUUCAUAGAAUAAUGCCACUGGAAAUGAUCCAGUUUUCUUCAUCAGAAUGAGAAUUUGAAUUUGAUCAGUAUGGCACAUAUGGGUGGUGGUAAACAGACCACCCCUCACCCUCUGGACCUGCCCAUCCGAGGAAAGAUCCCUGUUAUCUCUGGGGUCUCCAAUGUCUACCACACAACCCGGCUCUGUGAGAGGUUGUUCCAGCCGAAGAGUGACUUUGACCUGACGGACCCCAACGGCUACCUGUUGAGCUCUGGGUACAGCAGCCUCCAUGACCCCAACCUCAGGAAGUACCUCCAUCGCAAAGACAUCCAUCAACGCCUCCUUAACCUGGGCUUCAUCACCAAGGAUGAGAAAAUUAUCUGUUCAGUCAAAGAGUUGAACCGCUAUAGAGAUCACCUGGUGGAUGUGGAGUUGGACUGGGGUCGCAGAUUCAGGACUGAACAGAAAGAGUCGGUGCGUAAGUUCCUGACCCUCCAGCAGCAGGGUCAGAUCCCUGAACAUGUGACUCUGUCUGAUGUCACAGAGUGGUUACUGCACAGGGGAAGGAGCCUCUUUAUCAAGAGACAGCAGUCCAACAGGGCCAGAAGGUUCCCUUCCAACUAUGUGCUGGAGGAGGACUGUUCUCUUGCGAGACUGCCCAGUAUCGCUAUGAGGGGCAACAUGGUAGAUCUAGACUGCUGCUCUAGCUUCACCUGCAGGUCGGAACUGUUGUGGAAUGCCAAGGGUCGUGCGUUACUGCAGGAGGUCACCAAGGAGGUGAAGAGAGAGAUGAGGCUGGAGCAACGCUGGGUCACAAACCAGCAGGAAAAAGAGAAAAUGAAACGAGAGAGACAACAGAAGAGACUGUGUCUCAAAGGCCAGAAGAAAGAGAGGCAUUCCCCAACCAAGACAGAUUCACAAGACAACCCGGAGAGCAUGGAAAACAUCCUGAUAUCAGUAUCGGAUCCUGACAACAACCAAGUCGACCUGGAUGGCUCCACUAGAACGAGCCCCUCUGAUCAUCAACCCUCACCUUCUCCAGUGGAACAUAAUUGUGACUUAAGGAGAAAACUCUUGGCUCUGUGUCAAAACAUGGUUGAAGCAGUGAAUCAGAAAUCCAUCAUCUCUGCCCACAACCUCUGUGCUGAGGGCCCAGGGCUGGUUGACUCGGUCUCCUGCACCUUGGCGACCUGUGGCAGUCUGAUUGGACAAGCUGGCUCCCUUCAUUCCAUCACCCAGCAACUGUCUGAAAUAGAACAGAGGCUAAAGGAGGAGCAUUUCAAAGGAACUAUCCACACUGAGGAGCUACACACUAUCAUGUGCAGUGUGGUGGUGACCGUAGUGGAGGAGGUCAACGGGAUCCUCAUCCCAGCCAUCAUGGCCUUCGAGUAUGAGCGCCUAACAGGCUCCAUCAGCACCAGUGACAUACCCAGCAGCGACGUACCCAGUGAUGUACCCAUCUACAGCAGCCCCUCCUCCUCUGACUACUACCAGACAUCCUCCUUCAGCACCAGCCUGCAGUCCUCCUCCCCUCAGAUAGGGCUGUUCAGCAAUACACCUACACCUCCCAUCAUGCCGUUCAAACCUACUACCGGUGUCAUCAGACAGGAGACAUUGACCGUGAACUUUCCUGAAGAGGCUGAUCGAGAGUCUGCGAGAGAAACUGAGAGAGAGGCCUCAGUGGACCUGGCUGCCUCCAGUAGCCCAAGCCCUUCUGUAAACCAAUCCUCGCCUUUAGAGACAAGUCCUCUGUGCUUGGGGUCUUCAGGAACCCGUUUGGAAUCUUCUGGAACCAGUCUGGGGUCUUUAGGAACCAACCUGCUGGUGAAGGUUGAGGCCAUUAUUCAGGAGGUGAUAAGGGGAGCCGUGGAUAAACUAGAGGCCGAGGGGUACAACAGGCACAUAAGAAGGGUGAGAAACAUGAGUCCUGAGGAAAAAGCUGAGAGGGUCUCCAAGAGUAUUGAGGCUGCAUCAAGAGAUAGUAGUGGUGAGAGGAGAGUCAGGGGAGUAGAGACUGUUGCAGAUAGAGUGGCUAAGACAGAAGUUCCAGAAGGGUUGACUAUUGCAGACACAACAGCCAAGACUGAACUUCUGACUAUUGAAGAUACAAUGGCAAAACUGGAGAUAAAGAAAGUAGAGAUUAUUGCUGAUGUGAUACCCAAGACUGCAAGUAAGGAGGUGGCCACUGUUGUGGACGCGAUGGAAAAGGUGGAGGCUAAGGAAGAGGAUACUCUUGCAGAUGUGAUGGCCAGGACUGAAGUUACAGAGGUGCCAACUAUUGCAGGUACAACAGCCAAGAAUGAAGUUCAGGAAGUGGAGACUAUUGCAGAUGUGAUGGUCAAGACUGAAGUCAAGGAAGUAGUUGAGAUUAACAAGAGGGACACCCAAGAGGCAAAGGUAGAGGCUAGUUUUGAGACAGAGGUCAAGCUGACUGAAGGGUUGGACAUUGACACUAAAACGGAAGAAGAAGCCAAUACUGAGAUGAACAAAGACGAACAAGACAAUACCAUUUCAGAGAAUAACAGCAGGCGCUAUGAGCUUAUUCUAACAGCUAGAACAGAAGUCAGAGAUGAGAAAAUAGAAUCCAAGAUAGAACUCAGGGAUGAGAAUAUUGAUGCAAAGAAUGAAACUAUGGAUGCAAAGGAUUCUGUAGAGAAUGCACAUGCUGAGAAGAGUGAACACAGCCAUGGAAGCCCUGAGCUAUCUCAGUCAUCAUCAGACAAUCAUGAAGAUGGUCCUUCGAUGUUCCCCAUGAUCAGCAUGUUGAAGAGCGCUGCCCUGUCCUCGGACCAGGUUGAUGAGAUCCUAGACAAGGUGAUCGAUGUCCUGACUGGGGAGGGCCACGAGGUCAUCUUCUCAGAGGACAGGCCAAGUAUCACCUCCAGCCCAGAGUACAGGCCAAGUAUGACCUCAAGCCCAGACUCCACGGUGUGUAUUGCCUCAAGCCCAGAAUCCAGACCAGGUCUUACCUCUAGUCCAGUGGACAGAACAAGCAGUUCCUCCAUCCCUGAGGAUAGACCAAGCAGUUAUUCUGCCACCCCAGGGUCCAGCCCCAGCAGUGAGUCCCUGUGCUGCGUGUCCGGCGGCCAGGAUCAGGAGAUUAAUGUCCAACGCCCAUCUGACCCACCUGGUAAGCUCCUAGGAGGCCAGGCCAGCACCCUGAGGUCUCUCAGCCCACUGCUGCUCAAUGAAAAGGAUCUGUCAGACAGGGAGAUAAUGCCCUAUGCCAACAGCAUUAUCAACAUUAUCAUGCAGAAGAUGCACCAUGACGAUGAUCUUUACGAGUCUGUGGGUGGCCAGAAACCAUUGUCCCCAAGAAAGCGAUCACACCCAGCUCCUCUGUCACAAUACUCUCCUCAGCACAACUCCGAGAUCCCUGUGCUUUACAUCCCCAAGAGGGCUGAUCUGAAAUCAUUGAAGUCAGUUGAUCCGAAGGCCCUGAGAGUAGUCCGGUGGGUGUUGCAGACCAUCCAGAGACGCCAUGGGUGGCUGGGUCAGGCUAACGACCACAGCAGACAGGCCAAAGAGAGCCGGCUGCUCUGUGAUGUCAUACAGGUCCUGCUUGAGAAGCUCGACCACAAGAUGCUCACUACUGGAGAUCUACAGGUGGCACCUAGCCAAACAUAUGUGCACCAUACUGACGACUGCUUCAAGACGAAGUUGCAGGAGGCUACAGUGGAACCCAUCAGCGAUAUCAUCGAACAUCUGUCCACCAACCUGCUGAGGUCUGAGUCUUGCUUCGUGCCCAAGAAAAGAUGGUCAUCGUCAAGCACCCUGGCUAAGAGUAUCUCAUUGACCAACCUGGGGAGCCGAGCUGUGGCUUCGGCUGUGGCCAUGGACAUCAGCUCCAAUGUGGUUGAGAAGCUCAAGGAGGCCUCAGGUAGCAGCAAGUCCACUUGCUCGAUUACUAGCCUUCGGGACUUUGUCAGAGCCAUGACCGUCAGCCAUCCAGAGCUCAGCCAGCAGGCCACCUCACAUGGGUCAAACAUUUACAAAGUCUACAUGGAGGUUCUGGAGAUGGUUGUGACCAAGCUGAGGAGUUUCGUCACCAAAGGGGGAUCAUUUCACAAGCCCAGAGUGCACUUGGCGCAGAAGAUGGCGGAGAGCUGCCUCGAGGUAGAAUGUGCUUUCAUGGAGAUUCUGCAGACGCUUAAGAGUCACGGAACAGGCGACGAGGCAUGCAGCACCUGGGCAGUUGACCGCAUGUCCACGACUAUCUCUGACACCAUGUUUAAACGUGUGACUGAGUGCCAUCCUCCUCAGGUGAACACCAAGCCUCCCCAGCAGGGGUCUACUGCUCCAGUCAAAGGCUGUCUCAACACUCCGUCAUUGUCCGCCAAGUCAUCAAAGAAUGUCAAGACAGAGAAACAACAACAUAUCUCCACCAUCACCAUCAGAUCACCCACUAUGGAGACCAGGGUGCAACCUUCCCAUUCCAUCAGCAUGAAUGUAACCCCACAGAAGAUGGCCAAGGAUGUGCUUCCUCCUAAAAGCUGUGAGCCGCGGGAUGUUGCCAUGUUGUCAGGCCUAGUAAGCAUGGCAAACCUAGUUGAUAGAGUGCCUCACAAUCUCACUCAAGUCUCUGGGGCAACGGUCCCAAACUGUGGUCCAAUCAGAAUCAGUGAUGUUAACCAGCAGCGCCCUAUCAAGAUCAAGGCUAGAAUGUCCAGGUCCUCCGUGAACCUCCUAAAAACCACUGUGGAAAAGUUUGUGCAUAAACUGACGGGUGAGCGGGUGUCUCUCCCAGAACUAGGAGAAGGAAUGUCUACUUCUACCAGUCCCCAGCAGUGGGCGAUGUCUCCCAGUCCUCAGCCAGGAAAGGAUCCUGAGAACCAGUGUAGGCCACUGAGUGUUCAGAGGAGAUUCACUACUGAGUCUCCCUCCGAGCUCUCGCCACGGAGCAAACUGAAACGGGACGAGCUGAUUGGUAUGCUGUGUACAUUGAUGACCAAUUGCAUCAUUAGCUCCUUGUCUCUGGAUAGUGCUUUUCAGAUUCCAGUUGACACAGUCUCAGAUACAAAGGAAAGCAGAGCUUCUGCUGUGAAGUUGGGUAUGAAUACCAGAACACUGGUGCCAACCCCCCCUCCUCGCCCCACCCUCACUAACAGCCAGAGGGAUAAGAAGCCUGUCCAAGAGGACAGCAGGAGGAGAAUCCGACCUCUUCGUACUCUUCAGGCUGCCAAGAGGGUGGUCAGCUCCAUGGACUUGGACAUUUCCAGGACCAGUAGUAGAAGCAGUGGGAUGGUGGCUCAGCUGACUUGUCCAGUCAAGAGCAACAACAGUCUCUUCAGCGAGCCUCCAAGCACCUCUGCAGCCAUCUCAAACACAUCCCUAGCAGCCUCUGAGAUCACUGAGAAUUUGGUGUGUAAGCUCCUCCAGGGGGAUUCUCCAGACUUCAUGUCAUCCAGCAACCACACCAGCCCAAGCCCCAGAGGAACAGCAGUGAAAACAUUCAACUAAUGGAACUGCAGAAACAUCGUUUU
Molecule: messenger RNA, 5475 nt
Organism: Coregonus clupeaformis (lake whitefish)
Lineage: Eukaryota; Metazoa; Chordata; Actinopteri; Salmoniformes; Salmonidae
Exons: 17
Coding region: 83-5452 (1789 amino acids)
Source: RefSeq, a predicted model, not a curated record